Messenger RNA from Eleginops maclovinus (Patagonian blennie), 3548 nucleotides. It is a transcript of the gene tp73, whose product is annotated as tumor protein p73. Gene Ontology annotation, molecular function: RNA polymerase II cis-regulatory region sequence-specific DNA binding; DNA-binding transcription factor activity, RNA polymerase II-specific; protein binding. The transcript has 12 exons. Gene Ontology annotation, cellular component: nucleus. Gene Ontology annotation, biological process: apoptotic process; regulation of transcription by RNA polymerase II; protein tetramerization. The record is from RefSeq and is a predicted model, not a curated record. NCBI's taxonomy places the organism in Eukaryota, Metazoa, Chordata, Actinopteri, Perciformes, Eleginopidae. Bases 209 to 2035 code for a protein of 608 amino acids.
CUCUCUCUCCAGACCAGUCCUCACCUUUCUCCCUGUCCUGGCUGUAUGAGUCUGUGUGUGUGUUUUUGUGUGUGAGUGUGUGGUGUAUCCACUGAUGCACGCCUCACUUGGACACUCUGGUUAGGCUAUGAGCCCGCACUCUCGUUGCUUUGCUGUGUUUGGACAUUUUUCACUGCAGAGUUGACUAUUGAGAGUAAAGCACUUGAAGAUGUACUACGUGAAAAAGAAGUCCCAAUACAACAUGCUGAGCAGCAGCAUGGAGAGCCUGGGGAGCCGUGCAACGUCCUCCAGUCCCUACAGCUCCGAGAACGCCUCCUCGUCCGCUGUGCCCACUCCCUCACCCUACUCACAGCCCAACUCCACCUUUGAGGGCCUGUCCCCUGCCCCGGCCAUCCCCUCCAACACCGACUACCCCGGACUGCACAACUUCCAGGUGUCCUUCCAGCAGUCUAGCACCGCCAAGUCUGCCACAUGGACCUACUCCCCCCUGCUGAAGAAGCUCUACUGUCAGAUCGCCAAGACCUGUCCGAUCCAAAUCAAGCUGUCCUCCUCUCCUCCUCAUGGCAGCAUCCUCAGAGCUAUGCCUGUCUACAAGAAGGCGGAGCACGUCACAGAAGUUGUCAAACGCUGCCCCAACCACGAACUAGGACGAGACUUCAAUGAUGGUCAAGCAGCUCCGGCCAGUCACCUGAUCCGAGUGGAGGGGAAUAACCUCUCUCAGUAUGUGGAUGAUCCUGUCACUGGCAGGCAGAGUGUCUUCUUGCCAUAUGAAAGUCCACAGGUGGGGACUGAGUUCACAACCAUACUGUACAACUUCAUGUGCAACAGCAGCUGUGUGGGCGGCAUGAACAGGAGGCCCAUCCUCAUUAUCAUCACUUUGGAGACCAGGGAUGGUCAAGUGUUGGGCAGAAGGUCGUUUGAAGGACGGAUAUGUGCAUGUCCUGGCCGUGACCGCAAAGCAGAUGAGGAUCACUUCAGGGAACAACAGGCCCUGAAUGACAGUGUGGCCAAAAAUGGCAGUGCCAACAAACGCAACUUCAAACAGAGUCCACCAAAUAUUCCCAGUCCAAAUAUCAACAUGAGGAAGAGGCGCCAUGGAGAAGAAGAAAUUUACUAUAUUCCUGUCCGUGGCCGGGAGAACUUUGAGUUGCUGAUGAAGAUCAAAGACAGUUUGGAGCUGGUGGAGCUGGUGCCACAGCCGCUGGUGGACUCGUACAGACAACAGACACAGCAGCAGCUUCUGCAGAGACCGAGCCAUAUAGCAUCCCCCAACCCAUACUCUCCAAUGUCCAACAUGAACAAGCUUCAUACCCACGGAGGCCUCAACAAACAGUCCUCAGUUAACCAGCUGGUGGGGCAGCAGCACCAGCAACACCCCACUACCCCCACCUCCAUAGCUCAUAUGGGUUCUAACAUGCUCAACAGCCACCACAUGCAGGGGAAUGGUGAUAUGAAUGGUGGCCACAACAGUCAGACUAUAGUGUCUGCCUCCCACUGCAGCCCGCCCCCUCCAUAUAACCCUGACCCCAGCCUCGUCAGUUUUCUAACCAGUCUGGGCUGUCAGAACGUCAUUGAGUACUUCACCUCCCAAGGCCUCCAGUCUAUCUACCACCUCCAGACUCUCACCAUGGAGGAUUUAGGUGCACUAAAAAUACCGGAGCAGUUCCGCCUUGCAAUCUGGCGAGGUCUUCAGGAAAUGAAACAAGUUGCUCCCCUCCAACUGCCUGCCUCUACUCAUCACCAUGACUAUCAUGGCCAGCAGCUCCUUCGCUCCAGCAGCAACAUGACUGCUUCUGCCAUGGCGGCGAUUGGGUCUGCCAGCGGGGAACUUCAACGUCAGCGCGUCAUGGAAGCUGUGCACUUUCGUGUCCGCCACACCAUCACCAUCCCCAAUCGGGCAGGUGUUGUUGGGACGUCAGGGAUGGCAACGUCUGCUGAUGAGUGGGCUGACUUUGGUUUUGAUAUGCCCGACUGCAAGCUGUCACGUAACAAGCACUCCAUCAAGGAAGAGUUCAUGGAAAGUGAUGUUCAUUGAGCCUGAAGAAAGUCUUUGGACCGGUUCUCCAAUACUUGUGUCUGCAUCAGCCUUAUUUACACAUUAAACACAUGUGGUUUGGGUCUCUGAAUGUUCUUUUAGGUGUUUAAGUUAUGUUACACUCUGUGAUAUUGCAGAGAAACAAGUUGACUUUGAUCAUUUUAUUGUGCUAAUGCACUUUCAACCCAAAACAUUGAACAUGAAAUGAAACAAAAGGUUGUCACAAGUGAGGAAUAUACUUUCUGAGACUCUGAUAAGUGCAUGCAGACAUGUGUUGUGUUUUUUUCUGCAAACCAAAAUGUUUAUUGACUGCAGUGUGCAAUAAUACAUGACACAUUUAGUUAUUUUAAAGCAUCCACAUAAAAUGAAACAAAAUGAAAAUCCCACAAAUGUCCCAAUAGACUUCUAACUAUUUCACAACUUGUGUUUGAAUAGGCAACAUUUGUUCUAAGCUGACUUAUUUAUUGUUUUGUCAGUUUCCUCUCAUUUGUACAAAUGUAUAUAUUGUAUCUUGUAAAUGUUUGAGUCAGUAGAUGUGGUUAAAAAGGGGUAUUUUGAUUCAGAAUGGUUUAAUUCUUGUUUGGUAAAUCUUUUUUUUUUUUCAUCUCACGGCUAUGGGAACACAUAGCCAUGUAUAUUUUUAAUGGCUAUUGAAAUGUGAUGUUCAGCAUAGACUUCUCAUUUCAUUGUCAGAAAUUGUUCAAUGAGCUUUAGUAUUAAUAGUGUGUAUUCAGUCAACAUGAUAUGAGAAGUUACACAUUUGAUCCAUUACCUUUUUUAUUAAGUCAUAGGAAGACUGUAAUCAUUGUAGAGAAAGCCAUUUCAAAACAGUUGAGAGAAAAAAUAUCAAAAACAGUAUUAUAUCUUAUUAACAAGGAUUUAAUCAGAAUUGUGAAUAAUAAAUUGGGAAUAGCAUCCCUGUUUACCACAGCACUAGACAAGACUGUAACAUUUUUGUCUUUCUGUGUAUUUGAAAAACCUUGCAGGGCAAGGUCCUCAUAUAAUGAUUAUCACUAGUUGUGUAUGUACUAAUAUGUAUCUUCAUGGCACUUGUUUGUGGAUAUUUAAUAGCAACAUUCCAGGAGAUAGUGAUCUAUCUAUGGUUUUAUUUUUUAGAUUGCUAUCAAGCAUGAUUAAUCAUGGUGCAAUUCUAUUUGUGUCAAAUGUGUUUGUUUUAAAUACUUGACAUUGUACCAUGAUAAUAAUUUGUAUCUGAUUUGUAUACUUUGUUAUACCUUCACCCACUAAUUACCAACUGGUCAAAAAAAGCACUUUUAUGCUUUAAAAGUAAAAACAUUUAGGAUUAUGUGUGCUUAUGAUCAGUAUUAUGAAUUACCACGUUGUACAUAAAAAAGUGAUUGUUUUUAUAUCCGUAGUAGUUUUUCGUUAGCAGUUUUGUAACACAUAUUAAAACAUGUACCUGUAUAUCUAUUGCUGUUCAUUAAUGCCCAUUAGUUUCUGAGUUUGUUCAAUGUUUUUUUUUUUUUUUUUUUUUAAAUCAUGGAUAUUAAAA